Molecule: messenger RNA, 1269 nt
Organism: Jatropha curcas
Lineage: Eukaryota; Viridiplantae; Streptophyta; Magnoliopsida; Malpighiales; Euphorbiaceae
Gene: P5CR
Product: pyrroline-5- carboxylate (P5C) reductase
Biological process (GO): L-proline biosynthetic process
Molecular function (GO): pyrroline-5-carboxylate reductase activity
Source: RefSeq, a predicted model, not a curated record
GAAAUGCAUACAUAGCAAUCCAUCGUCUGUUGACAUACAACUCGAACUCUGUUUUUCUGUCUCGACGACGGUCUUGGGUUUUCUGUGCUAUUGUAGCCGGUGGUGUAGGUUCGGUGGUUGUGGCGACGAAAAUGGAGAGAGUUCCCAUUCCAACGGAAACAUACAAGUUGGGAUUCAUUGGAGCUGGAAAAAUGGCUGAGAGUAUAGCAAAAGGAGUGGUUCAAGCUGGCGUUUUGCCUCCUUCUCGCAUCUGUACGUCUCAUUCCAAUCCCAAUCGCUGCUCUGCAUUUGAAUCCUUCGGUGUCAAAAUACUCCCUCGUAAUCAAGAUGUAGUUGAAGACAGUGAUGUGGUCGUAUUCUCUGUAAAACCUCAAGUUGUUAAAGAUGUGGUCUUGCAAUUGAGUCCACAUCUUACGAAGAAGAAGCUUCUGGUUUCGAUUGCUGCUGGAACAAAAUUGAAAGAUUUACAGGAGUGGGCUGGUCACAGUCGAUUUAUUAGGGUGAUGCCAAAUACUCCUGCAGCUGUAGGCGAGGCAGCAUCAGUAAUGAGCUUGGGUGGAGCCGCAACUGAAGAAGAUGGAGACUUAAUAGCCAAAUUAUUUGGUUCAGUUGGUAAGAUAUGGAAAGCUGAUGAGAAGUUGUUUGAUGCAAUCACUGCUUUGAGUGGCCCAGCAUAUGUAUUUUUGGCAAUUGAAGCUUUGGCUGAUGGCGGAGUGGCUGCAGGUCUACCCCGAGAACUUGCCUUGGGUCUAGCUUCCCAAACUGUUUUAGGGGCUGCUUCUAUAGUGACCAAAACUGGGAAGCAUCCGGGUCAGCUUAAAGAUGAUGUUGCCUCACCUGGGGGGACAACAAUUGCUGGUAUUCAUGAAUUAGAGAAAGGUGGAUUCCGGGGAACGCUAAUGAAUGCUGUUGUUGCUGCUGCUAAGCGUGGCAGGGAACUUUCCCAGAAUUGAAAAUUCUUUGUUUCUUUAUACUAGGCAGUGGCUAUGGUGAUAGAAUUCCCAUUUCUUUGUUCUCAAUUUCUUAAUUGGGAUUAUCUCUUGGUCCUUUUUGCUUGCUUAUGGCCAAUGUGAAUUAUUCAAAGGAUUAGGAUUUUCCAUAGAUCUUCUGACCACAGACUUUGCUUUGCUAAUUUGAUUGUACCUUUUGGCAUGUCAAAGGAAAUAAUGACUUAGCAUUCUUCUUGGGUUGUGAUGGUAAUAUAAAUUAGUUGAAGUUGCACGUAAAGUAAUUGUAUACAACUCCUACUUAUACUGCUUUAUUUUGUAA